GCCCACAGCAGCGUCCACGCCUGAAACAGGAAGCCCUGUUGGGCCUGUAUACAAGCCGCCACUGAGAAUUGGACUUGAGGAUGGAGGAGCAGCAGGCACUGGUGGCCUCCAAGGACGGAGAUGUGGCCACCUUGGAACGGCUGUUUGAGGCAGGUGCUCUAAGCCCAGGCAUCACUGAUAACUUGGGGGCUGGCCUGGUGCAUCAUGCCGCCCGGGCUGGCCACCUGGACUGUGUCAAGUUCCUGGUACAGAGAGCCAAGCUGCCCGGCAACCAGCAGGCACACAACGGGGCCACGCCAGCGCACGAUGCAGCGGCCACUGGCAACCUGGCAGAGCUGUGCUGGCUGGUCCGUGACGGGGGCUGCAGGCUGCAGGACCAAGAUGCCUCAGGUGUCUCUCCGCUGCACCUGGCUGCUCGGUUUGGACACCCGGCACUGGUGGAGUGGUUGCUACGUGAAGGCCACGCAGCCACACUGGAGACGCUGGAGGGGGCCUUGCCACUGCACCACGCUGCCGUCAGCGGUGACCUAACCUGUCUGAAACUCCUGACAGCUGCCCACAGCGGUGGUGUGAACCAGCGGACACGCAGCGGUGCCUCUCCACUCUACCUGGCCUGCCAGGAGGGCCACCUGCACCUGGCCCAGUUCCUGGUGAAAGACUGUGGGGCCGACGUGCGCCUGCGAGCCCUGGACGGCAUGAGCCCCCUGCAUGCUGCUGCUGCUCGUGGCCACUACUCUGUAGUUGUCUGGCUGGUCGCGCUCACAGACGCCGGCCUGGCAGCACGGGAUGACGAAGGGGCCACUGCCCUGCACUUUGCAGCUCGCGGUGGCCACACGCCCGUUCUCCACCGGCUCCUGCUCAUGGGCGCCCCCGUCGUGAGGGACUCCUGGGGAGGGACUCCUCUGCAUGACGCAGCGGAGAACGGACACAUAGAGUGCUGCCAGACCCUGCUCUCCCACCACGUAGACCCCUUCCUAAGGGAUGAAGAUGGGUACACAGCCUUGGACCUGGCCGAGUAUCACGGACACCAGGAUUGCGCCCAGUACCUUCGGGAAAUGUCUCGGCCGGUGCCAGUCCUGAUGACACCCCCGCCCCCACCAUUUCCACCUCCUCCACUGUUGGCUGCAAGGCUCUCCCUGGAAGAUGGAAGAAGAGAGGACUCAGGACUCAGGAGUCCCUCGCCAGCUGUAACUCUCAGCCCAGACUGGCCUGGUCAGCCUGUCCCAAGGGAGCCAAUGGCCUGCACAGCCCCUCUGAGGGUCACGUCCAGUGUCCCCACUGCCCCUCAGGGGCCUGACGUGGAAGCCUGGGACCCUCAUGAUGGCCUGGCCGCUCUGCAGCUGGAUGGGUUGCCUUCAGGAGACCUGGACAUGCUGGUGCCCACCCAGGACGAGCGUGGCCGGCCCAUCCCCGAGUGGAAGCGGCAGGUGAUGGUUCGGAAGCUGCAGGCGCGCCUGGGUGCAGACUGUCCUCCAGAUCAGGACGAGGGCCAGAGCCGCAGCUCAGGCCGGAGCUCAGGCCCCGCCCCCGCGGAGCAGGCAACUUGGAGGUAUUCGCAGACGCACCAAGCCAUCCUGGGCCCCUUCGGGGAGCUGCUGACGGAGGACGACCUGAUCUACCUGGAGAAGCAGAUCAACGACCUGCAGCUCCGGCGCCGAUGCCAGGAGUAUGAGAGCGAGCUGGGCCGGCUGGCAGCGCAGCUGCAGGCCCUCCUGCCCGAGCCCCUGGUCAGCAUCACCGUCAACAGCCACUUUCUGCCCCGUGCUCAGGGCCUGGAAGACGAGGAAGCCCCAGUCCCGGUGCCUGAGCUGGAGGCCUCGGCGGAGCCCGGGAAGGCCGAGGCCAGCGCGCAGCCGCUGCCCUUCUGGUGCAGCCACAUAGGCCGCCUGGUGCGCAGCAUGUCCCUGCUGCUGAAGGGCAUGAACGGGCUGGCGCAGGGCGAGGAGAAGCCGCCCACCCCGGUCCGGCAGGACCCAGGCAAGGAGGCCGUGGCCUGCCCACCCCGGAGCGAGGCCCAGCGCGAGAUCCAAGAGUGCGGGGUGUCGGUGCGGACGCUGCGGGGGAACUUCGAGUCCGCCCCGGAUCUGCCCUGCGCCUCGAACUCGGGUCCCUGUGAGCUGGGGGCGCGGCCCGUCCAGUGUAUGCGAGGCUGCUGGUCGGUGCCGCCACAGCCCCGAGGCGACCCAGUGGGCGGGGAGCCCAGGCCCGGCGACACGGAGGAGGCCAGCGACUCGGGCAUCAGCUGCGAGGAGGCCCCGUCGGAAGCUGGCGCGGGGCCGGGGCUGGACCUGGCCAGCCUGCGCAAGGAGCGCAUCGUCAUGCUGUUCCUCGGCCACUGGAAGAAGUCCGCCUACACGCCCGCGCUCAGGACGGCCGCCUGCAGGACCCUGGAAGCCCGGCGUGCGCGAGCCGAGGGCCCCGCGCCGGCCGGGGCCUCGCGGCCACCCUCCCCGCAGCCCAGCGGCGGCCCCCGGCUCGGCCACCUGUGGCAGCAGCGUGGCAUCAUCACCCACCUGCUGGGCACCUGGAAAGCCAUCAUGGCGCACGUGCCGGCCCGGCAGCUGCGGAGGCUGAGCCGCAGGGCGCGCGGGCCGCUGUCCCCCGAGCAGUUCCUGCCGCACGUGGACGGGGCGCCCGUGCCCUACGACAGCCUCUCGCUGGACCUCUUCCUGCUCGGCUACUUCCAGCUCCUGGAAUGCGACCUGCCGGCCGAGGAGCGCAAGAUGCGCCACCUGCUGUGCUUCGAGGUCUUCGAGCACCUGGGCGCACACGGCUGGGAGGCCGUGCGCGCCUUCCACAGGGCGGUGACCGACGAGGUGGCCGCGGGCCGCCGGGCCUGGACCGACGGCUUCGAAGACAUCAAAGCCCGCUUCUUCGGCUCCGCGUCCCAGGGUCCCCCCUGGGAGGGGCAGCCCGGCCGCGAGCUCGGCUCCUCGCCCCACGCUGCCCUCCCUGGCAGCGGCCCCGAGCCUGCGACUCGGAGGCUGGGGUCCGACUCCCAGCGGAGCAGCUUCAACAGUGGGGACAUCUGUGGCUACAUCGACCGCAGCUUCGCCUUUUGGAAGGAGAAAGAAGCCGAGAUGUUUAACCUCGCAGACUGAUGGUUCAGCGGGUAGAAUGGGAUUCUGGGGAGGUUUGGGGUUCCUCUUCUUCGUUCUUUGCACUCUCUGGGGGUUAGGUGAAGUGGGCUGGGUGAUGGCUGACUCCAGUCCAUCUUUACAGAGAUCGGGGAUGGUGUCCAUCUCUUCUGAGCAGUGACUUGGGGUCAAAAUCCUUCUCGUUUGUGAACACAGCCCGCAGGCCCUCAGCGGCCAUGUGGGUCGGAUGGUCCUACAGCCAAGGUCCCAGCACCAGGACCCCCUGCCAGUCUUGCUUUCAGCAGUCACGUGACUGUCUCUCCCUUCAGUUUCCACGUGCAGGUGCGCUCAGCUACACCAACAGCUUCUCCUGGUUAGUCAUGGUCGCUGCUGUCCGGUGCUAGCAGCAUCCUUCCUCGGGCACUGCCUGGUCCCUGAGGCUAGGCUCCCCAUCAGGCCUUUGUCUUCUAGCUGACCAGCCCUUCCCAGACUCACAGCUGGAGGCAGUGGCAGGGCCACAGGAGGACUCUAGGAGCAGGGGCACCAAGAAUGUCCACCAAGAGAUGAGGAGUCCUCAGCGCAGAAAAGUUGGUUCCCUCUGAAGGGAAACUGAGCUUCUGAACCUGGGAGCAGCAAGGGCAGGACAUGCCAGGGGUGUUCGUGGGGGCAUGUGGGAGUCCCCACAGAAUAGAGAAAGGAGCCAAACACCCUUGCGGAUUCCAGGGACCAUAGAGAACCACGGCAGCCUGGUGCUAGAGGGAGGCCGCAGACCACUGACUGCAAGAUGGGGCUCUAUUCCAGCUCCUGGUGACAGGCAGAAGAGCCACCGCCCAGCUCGUGGGGCCCAGGAGAACUGGACUGGAACCCAUGGGGGACUUUGGGGUGGCUUUUUGAGAAAACUACAAUAGGCCCUAGAGGCAAAGGCACAGACAAUGGGAAAAGAGUCUCCUACGGUGUCCCCACCAUUGGGGGGGGAGCAGGGAGCCCUAACCUUGGACUUUUGGAUGACAAUGCGCAGGCUGUUGGCUGGAGCAGAGCCUACAGACUUAAGACUAGGUAGGAGUCCCAUGGCAAGAGACCUCCAGGGAGCUAAAGCUGGCAUAGCUAAUGGGUGUUGGUGCUGCAAGAGCCACAGUGGGCAGGCCUCCAGCCCUGGCCCUCCCUGUGACCUGCUUUGGGGUGACUAGGCCCUUGGCUUCCUUGGCUUCUAGAGCUUCAUCAGGAGCUGGAGCUGGAUGUGUGUUUGCAAAAUAAAGUUCCUGUUUCUGGCUGGUG
Molecule: messenger RNA, 4352 nt
Organism: Psammomys obesus (fat sand rat)
Lineage: Eukaryota; Metazoa; Chordata; Mammalia; Rodentia; Muridae
Gene: Espnl
Product: espin like
Exons: 9
Coding region: 81-3101 (1006 amino acids)
Biological process (GO): actin filament bundle assembly
Cellular component (GO): cytoplasm
Molecular function (GO): actin filament binding
Source: RefSeq, a predicted model, not a curated record